Molecule: messenger RNA, 12131 nt
Organism: Scylla paramamosain (green mud crab)
Lineage: Eukaryota; Metazoa; Arthropoda; Malacostraca; Decapoda; Portunidae
Product: protein roadkill-like
Exons: 9
Coding region: 218-2155 (645 amino acids)
Source: RefSeq, a predicted model, not a curated record
UAUCACAUAUGUUAAUCAUAUUGUCUCAGUAAAUUUUCCUUAGAACCAGAAAGCAGCACUGGAAGCCAGAGGCGCACCACGAACAGUCUGAGUUUAUUUACGUGCGCGCCAAAAGGUGAGGCCAAGCUACCCAGGUGACUCAGGCGACGUCUUGACCAGCGACAGCCUCACCUACGUCGCCGUACAGCCCACCAAGGACAGCAAUGUGCUAGCAAGCAUGCGAAGGAGUGGUGGGGGUGGGGGAGGGGGGGCAGGGGGGUUCAACAAGCCACCCCCAGCUCCCCUCACCCACGGUGGGGCCGGCCGGGUGAGGCUCCACACCCCUGAUCUCACAGCAGCGGCCCUCAGCAAGGAUAGGUUUGGGCCAGCAAGGGAGAGAUCACCCAGCACCCUGCCACUCUCCCCAUCACAUCCUGCCAGCAGAGAGAAGUCUCCCAACCCAUCUCACCACCUUGACCUCCAUGACUGCUCCAUGUGUCUCUCAGCCUACCUUCAGUCACUGAACACUGUGUGUGGAACAGCCUGUCGACUCUCCCAGUGCUUGGCACAGGCAUGUGGAGAGGAGGCAGGACCAGGUCUUGUAAAAGAGGUGGCUGAAGCUUGGGAGGGUGUGGCCCGGGCAGUAGGAGUAGCCUCUGCUGCUGUGAAAUCCCAAAUGCUAGUGUUGGUGCAGGAAGCACAGAGCAGUCGCCAAGACAUGGGAGCCUCUCAGUCAGACCGCAGGGCUGACCUACAACGGGUUGUGUUGACCAUGCUAUCAGCCUUCCUGGGGCUGCAGCAGCAGUUUUCAGUGGCUGUGCUAGAACGUUUUUCUGGGGUGGUGGCUGCCCUGAGGGAGGAAGGACUAAAGCAGGGUUUUAGCCUCCUCUCUGACCUCCCUGCCUCAGCUCAGCACCUGCAUGGACCAGGUGCCAGGGAGAGCCCCAGCCUGGAAGAUAAGACUCCUGGUCGUCCACCCUCAACUUGCACUUCCAGAUCCCAGACUGCCUGGACUGGUCCAGCUAGUCCUGGGGCCAGCACCCUCUCUCCUGGAACCUGCCACACCCUUACUCCUGGCUCAGCCUGGCCCCCUGAUGCCAUUUCACGUCGCUGGUCCAUGGUGGAUGGCUGGUCCAGUCUUGGCUCCUUCAGUCUGUUGGCCAGUCGACGUUGGUCCGUACCUGAGGCUGAUGGGGAAGGUGGGGCUGCCUCUGGGGCUGGGCCCUGGGGCGGUUUAACACCCACCUCCAGAGACAGUAGUGUCACCCGCAGCCCAACACACAGCCGAUCCACCACUCCCGGUAACAUUGCUAGUGAUCCAAAUCGGCAGAGUACCUUCAUCAGCAACGAGGAGCUGCAGGAUGUGAUAGAUCUGCUUUCCAUUCCUCUCUUUGAUGCCCCUGCAGCAGGAAAGGGAGGGGAAGGAGGCCAGCAUGGCUUUGAUGGUGGAGGAGGUGCUGGAAGGAACAGUUUUGAUGGUGGACCUGGAGGGAGGAAUAGCAUCGAUAGUGGAGGGAGAAACAGCUUUGAUAGUGGACUGGGAGGAAGGAAUAGUUUUGAUAUUGGUGGAGGCAGCAGAAACAGUUUUGAUGGAGGUGGAAGUGGAGGAAGGAAUAGCUUUGAUGGAGGGGGAGGUGGGAGAAGCAGCUUUGAUGGAGGAGGAGGAGGAGGAAUAUCUCCAGUAGGUCUGAGUCCAACACAUCACCUCCACCAGCAGAAUCCCAUCUCCCACCCAAGCCAUCAUCCCUCCAUUGCUCAGCUUUUUGAAGAAGCAACAAAACAGCAACAACAGCCGUCACCCAUGAAGCCACCACAGUCCCCACAGCAGUCACAGUACCGUGAUCAACACCAGUCUUCACAGCAACAAUUGCCUUAUCACCAUCACCACCAUCAUCAUUCCCACCAUCAACAGCAGCAACAGCAAAAACAGCAGCAGCAACAGCAGCAGCAGCAGCAGCAGCAGCAGCAGCAGCAGCAGCAACAACAACAACAACAACAACAACAGCAGCAGCAGCAGCAGCAAGCAACAACAACAACAACAACAACAACAACAACAACAACAGCAGCAGCAGCAGCAGCAGCAGCAUCAGCAGCAGCAACAGCAGCAGCACCAUCCUCACCCUCAUCACCACCCACACCAUCACCACUCACACCAUCAGCAGCACCACCACCAUAGCAGUCAGUCACAACCGCCAUUCACCCACGGUUCAACUGCCAGCACCCGGUGUUCCCUGGGAGAGAUAGUGGUUGAGGCCCCUGAUGCAGGUUCCCACGUCAGCACGCCCCUGUGGCCCCCAUCAGGCAUUGCCCCAGGUGUGACUUUGACGGAGUGUCCUGGAGCCAGUGGAGAUCAGGAUUCACCACUGCCGCCAUGGACAGGUGGGCUGGUCUGGAGGGCCUGACCACAGCAGGUGAGAGACCAGGAGGAGGGGAAGAUGAAGGACUGGCAGGAACAAGUAGUAUCUCUCCCACCUGCUCACCCCAGUACCGGCGACACUCCACAGACACCACUCAUUUGGCACCCCUCCAUCCCCACCAUUUGGCUGCCACCUCUACCACCACCCGUGGUACUGCUGCUGCUGCUGCUGCUGCUGCCGCCACUACUGCUUCUGCCACAAUAUCCAAGACACGAAGCACAGACAACAUUGCUCAGGUGCGUGCUGGAGGGAGCUGCCAAGGAGGUGCUCCAGGGGGAAGCUGUCUAGAUUCCAAUCUUCAACACCUCCUGCUCCUCAACUCACUUCUGCCAGCUUCAUCCCCUCCCUCCCCAACUUCACAAUACUCCCUUUUCACAUCAUGAGGUUGCCCCAAGCACAGUAGCAUGCAAGCUACUGAUCAUUGGUAUUCCAUCAAGGUUUGUGUUCUUAUCAGAUGUGCUGGCAUGUAGCCUAGGAUCACCAUGGUCUCUAACAUUUUCACUUCCUUAUUGUGAUUGUUUUAUUCCAUGGUAGCUGGGUCUGGAAGGUAACUGAACCAUUUAAUUUUCUAUGACUAUUUUAUUUAAUUAACAGUUUGAUGGAAUUCACAUUUAAUUUCUUUAAAGCUUUCUGUAGGUCCCAAUGUCUGGCCCUGGGUUGCAUCUUAGUAUGUAUAUGGAACUAGGAGGUUGUACAGAUAACCAUUCAUUUUGAAUGCUUAGGUGUGAUAUCAGGUACUUUGAUUCUUGAUAUAAGCCUAAGAGACCUUUAAGUCAGUUUGAGCUAUGCUUUAGCUGAAGUUUGUAUCACAUGGACCUCCUGCUACAUCAAGGCAGUUAAUCAGUAUACAUUGACUGUGAAAGAUGUCAAAAGUCAAGUAAAAAUCCCAGCUAUGAUUGACACAUUUAUACAGCACUAAGAUGCAAUGCUUUGAUUUUUUUAGAUUUCAAAGCCACAUGGUUGGUGAUUGGAGAGGUUUCCUUGGGAAAAUCAAAAUAUUACAGUAUAAUUAGACGUUAGUGGUGGCAAAAAUUAGUCCAGUCAUUUCAUACACUGCUUGGUUGUGCAUUGUUUUUUUUUUUUUUUUUUUUUUUUUUUCCACAAACAUAAAGUCAAGGAUAUUGUUUACUCUCUCAAGUGGAGUGCUUUUGUGAUGCAUGCUGUGUCAGGGAGGGAAUGAUGUGUCAGUGCAGCUAAAUUGACAGGCUUGUGAAUCCCUCCACUGAGUGAGAGUAUGUGUUUUAUUUUUAAAGUCCUGUCUUUGACAGAUUUUCUUGCCCAGCCAAGCAUAAACUUUGGCAACCAUUUAGUAUGUAAAAGAUUCCUUCAUAGGAUAAUGCUGAAUAUGUAUUGAUAAUAAUUGUCUCUUUGUUACAGAUUCCUUUAUAGACAUUAAUUUUCAGUGUUGAUAAAACUGAUCAUCUAUUAAUAUAGAUAAGAAUUGUUUUUCCAUAAGAUUAUAUAGUGUCAUUGUGUCACUAAGAAAUGUUUGUGUGUAUCUUGUGUAAAGAGCCAUAUUAAUUAGUGUUUAAGCUUCAUAUAAUCCCCUUUUUGUGUACUAUUGUUAUACUAAGUUUGAGAAGUAGUUGUGUUUCUGGCAGACACAUUCUAACAUGUGGAAGUGAGAGUAUUGAUUCAACAUUGCUUUGGGAGUUAUCAUUUAAGACUCCAAGUAAUUUGGUGGCUGGAGACACUUAACAUUUUGUACUUGUGUAGUAUCCUACCAAGAUUUUUUAUUUUUCCUUGUGAAUUGCAGAUGUGAAUGUGAUACAUAAACCUUUAAGCAAAUAUUCUCCAUCCAUCCCUUGAUUUAUGAUACCACGAACAUAUUCAGCAAGUAUUACAUAAAAUAUUUAUAUCAGUUCCUUCAACAUGGAAAGCUACACUUUUUGACCUGUGAACCAAGCAGAUCUCAAGUAAAAGUGACAUAACUUAUUUUGAGAUUUCAUAUGAUGUUACAAGAGCAGAUUCUUUACUGAUGGGAUAUGUUUAUAUGUCUUUUUAUACCUGUCUUAUGAUCUAUCAGCCUAGGAAGUUGGUACAUUCUUCAGAAACACACCCAAAAGUUAAAUAAAAUAGAUAAAUUAAUAAAAUAAUAUAGUCACUGAUAAGCUUCUAUACAGUAUGAAAAUUCCAUCUGAUCUGACCAUUUUUGUAUUAUUGGGGGAGAGAGAGAGAGAGAGAGAGAGAGAGAGAGAGAGAGAGAGAGAGAGACAGAGAGAGAGAGAGAGAGAGAGAGAGAGAGAGAGAGGGCAUGUCACUCAAACUCAUAGACCCACUCCUGCUGUACUAAGUGUUACCCUUUAAAGGUUUAAGAGAGGAUACUGUGAAACAAAAAUUGUGCUCUUCAUGCAUAUGUGGCAUUCAGAUAGUUAAACACAUACACUGUAUAAUAUUAGGGCAUGCUAUGCUAGGUACACAAAAAAUCAACUGCCAAAACAAGAUGUACCUAUUUUAUGAAUGCCAUUGGUUUGUGUAUAUUAUUCUUAGAACUGUUUUAUUUGGAAAUCCAGUCUUCUGUUCAGAAAUCAACACACUCAAGCUGAACAUUGAGCAACAUGGCACAACACCUUGCGUAUAGCCAUCGUUGGUUUUCUUGGCAGAACAACUAAUUUUUCAUGUUAAAAAAAAAUACCAUAUAGGCUGCCACACAAUUCAAAUGCUCAUACACAUGGUGCUCCAUGAAGAAAGUCACAUACGGAAAUUAAAGAUAAGUUAUUCCAAUCUAUGGUUGAAUGCCUUUUAAGAUAUAGGACAUUUGAAUAUAAACUUGGCAGGAGUCGGCCAGGGGGAGAGAGGACUGUAGUGGUUACAUAGGGAAAGUAGUCACUCUUGGAUAUUUAAUUUCUACAGGAUGCUGAUAUGAUAACACAUCAAUAUUUUAAAAAUACAGAUAAAAUUAAAUUCAGGGAUGCAGUGAUAGUGUCUGGCAUGGAGGCAUACAUUCCUCACUCUCUCUCUCUCUACCUAAACCUUCCAAACCUUGGUUUAACACAGCCUGUUCUCGUGCUAUACAUGAUAGAGAGGUGGCCCACAAAAGGUACUUGAGCCUUCCAUCACCUGAAUCUCAUGCACUUUAAAUUUCUGCCCAGAAUCUAUGCCAUGUCUAUUCUCCAACUUGCCAAAAACUCCUUCAUUAAUAGAAAGUGUCAAAAUCUUUCAAGAUCUAACUUCCCUCAUGACUUCUGGCACCUAGCCAGAAACAUCUCCGAUGAUUUUGCUUCUUCAUUUUUCCCUCCUCUAUUUCAACCUGAUGGCACCACUGCCAUCUCAUCUAAUUAUAAAGCUAAACUCUUCACUCAAAUUUUUGCUAAAAACUCUACCUUGAUUCAGGGCUUGUUCCUCCCUUUCCUUCACUCUCUGACUACUUCAUGCUACCCGUUAAAAUCCUUCACAAUGAUGUUUUCCGUCCCCACACUGGCCUUAAUCCCCAGAAGGCUUAUGGACCUGAUGAGGUCCCUUCUAUUGUUCUCCAAAACUGUGCCUCCAUGCUUGCACCUUGCCUAGUCAAACUCUUUCAACUCUGUCUAUCAACAUAUACCUUUCCUUCUUGCUAGAAGUUCUAGACCGUUCUAAUCCCUCAAACUGCCGUCCUAUUGCUUUAAUCUCCUGCCUAUCAAAAGUUUUUAAAUCUCUCCUCUCUAAAUUCAUCUCAAGUUUCCUUUCUGACUGUUCUAUUGCUGCUGGUAGAUGGUAGAUGGUCACUGUUUUUCUGCUAAAUCUAUUAACAGUAGUAUUCCUUAAUGUUCUGUCCUGUCACCCAUUCUCUUCCUAUUAUUCAUCAAUGAUCUUCUAAACCAAACUUCUUGCCCUAUCCAUUCCUACAUUGAUGAUAUCACCCUGCACUUUUCCCCAUCUUUUUGUAGAUGUCCAACCCUUCAGGAAGUAAACAGUUCACACAAGGAAGCCACAGAAUGCCUGACUUCUGAUCUCUCUAAAAUUUCUGAUUGGGGCAGAGCAAACUUAGUAUUGUUCAGUGCCUCUAAAAUUCAAUUCCUCCAUCUAUCAGCUCGACACAACCUUCCAAACAACUAUCCCCUCUUCUUCAAUGACACUCAACUGUCCCCCACCUUCUACACUGAACAUCCUCUGUCUUUCCUUUACUUAUAAUCUAAAGUGGAAACCACAUCUCAUCUCUAGCUAAAACAGCUUCUAUGAAGUUAGGUGUUCUGAGUUGUCUCCACCAGUUUUUCUCAUCCCCCCAGCAGCUAACUCUGUACAGGGGCCUUAUCCAUCCAUGUAUGGAGUAUGCUUCACAUUUUUUUUGGGGGGUUUCACUCAUACUGCUAUUUUAGACAAGGUGGAAUAAAAAAAAUUUUGUCUUAUCAACUCCUCUCCUGUGACUGAUUGCCUUCAGCCUCUUUCUCAUCGUUGCAAUGUUGCAUGUCUUGCUAUCUGCUAUUUUCAUGCCAACUGCUUUUCUAAUCUUGCUAACUGUAUGCCUCCCCUCUUCCCACAGCCUCACUGUACAAGACUUUCUUCUUUCUCUCACCUCUGUUCUAUCCAUCUCUCUAAUGCAAGAGUUAACCAGUAUUCUCAAUCCUUCAUCCCUUUCUCUGGUAAACUCUGAAACUCCCCGCCUGUUUCUGUAUUUCCACCUUCCAGUGACUUGAAUUCUUUCAAGAAGGAGGUUUCAAGACACUUAUCCUGUAAUUUUUUACUACCGUUUUUUACUUUUUUCAGGGACCAGCACCUCAGUGGCUUUUUAUUGCUGUUUUGUUGCCCUUGGCCGGUGCCCCUCCUACAUGAAAAAAAUAUCACUGUAGCAAUUAAUAGCUAAAAUAUAAUGAAAUCCAAAUGCAACACCGAUCAGUUGGGCAUAGUGAGACGGGACUUUGUAACAAAUUUGCCAUUGAUACACAUUCAUAGAUAAACCAUGGAGUUAAAACCAUUUGAAAAUAUAAUAUUUCCAAUUUAGAAUGGCAUGAUCUUUCACUUCUGUGAAUAUGUGAUUUUCUUCAUGUGAUGCCAAGUAUAUGUAAGGUCUGCUUCACACUAUGUCUGUUUGCAGAGAAGUGAGUUAUCUGUGACAUCACUCUGUUAAUGGGAAGAUUUAUUAUCAGCUACCUAUUAUCCUUCCAUGACAUGGAGGUGUUGUUGCCACUAUAUAAAGUGACAGCAGCACUGACCCCAUUGUGUUGAAGGAUUUCUGGCAGCUCUAGUUAAAUUUUCCCAUCAGUGGAGUUACAUCACUGAUGAUGCACUCUGCAGAUAGGCAUACAAAAGAGGUAGUGUGAAGUGGGUCUAAGUGGAGAAACAUCUGUAUCUGCUUGUAGUGAGCUUUUACACACCAAGUACCAACCAUGUAGCACAAGUAGGCCAUAGUAUUAAACCCAUUAAUGCAUCACAGUAAUGACAUGUAAUUCAGCAUAAUAUCAUUAGAAAUUACCACUUAUGUUAGGAAUGAAACAUAAUGAAAGCCUAGCAUGUGUAUAAUGAGUGAAUUCAUAACACGUGCUGAAGCUUUGGCUCCUCAUCCAUGAAUAAGCAUAAUACUCAUCUCUCUCUCUCUCUCUCUCUCUCUCUCUCUCUCUCUCUCUCUCUCUCUCCUCUCCUCUCCUCUCCUCUCCUCUCCUCUCCUCUCCUCUCCUCUCCUCUCCUCUCCUCUCUCUCUCUCUCUCUCUCUCUCUCUCUCUCUCUCUCUCUCUCUUUUUUUUUCUCUAUCUCUUCUUCAUAAUAUUACAGUAAAAUUUUUUUUUCAUAUCAAACGUAAUCAAAAGGGUGUCAGAUACACAAGAAUUUCAAAUACACUAACAGGUUUUUUAUUACAUGCCAUCUUUUGGUUGGCUUUGCAUGGAUCCCACUUGGUGGUUGUGAUAAGGUAAAGCUCCCACAUGGUCACUGCACCUAAAAACUUUAUCCCCUUCAACUGAAAACCUAGUUAAAGAACAGUCAUCAAAGCUUUCUUUCAUUAAUUUAACCUGCAAUAUUGCUAGAUAACAGUUGGAGUCUUGAGGCAAUUGGUAGGUUUACACAUAGACAGGAAUGAACCUCAGUAAGGUUAGUCAACAUGUCCAGAUUCUACAACUUAAGUUGUCAGAAGUUCAUAAUAUGAACUUCAUAAGUCUUAUGUACUACUGAGAACUCUUUCAGUUCAGCAUUGCUGAAUGAAAUAAUCAGCUCAGAACAUUCUUAAGCAUGAGAUGUCUUCAUAGACAUUACCUUCCUUAUUGUCACUCAUUACCUGAUAGCCUUGGUUUCCUUUGAUUAAAUGUGUCUUCAUACACAUUACCUGACUUAUUGUCACUCAUUAACUGAUAGCCUUGGUUUCCUUUGAUUAAAUGCGUCUUCAUACACAUUACCUGACUUAUUGUCACUCAUUUACUGAUAGCCUUGGUUUCCUUUGAUUUAAUGUCAUCUUCUGUAAGCUUCUCACCACACUCAAGAUUAUAAUGGAAUUUCCCAUAAAUGCCUGAAAAUCAGCACAUAAGAUUUUACACCUGCAAUUUAAUUUUGUAUCAGGUCUCCCUUAUUGUUCCUCUCUCCUCUGAGAUAAGAGUAGCAGAUUGUUGAGAUGGGGAGGGGAGACUCUCAGUGUAGAAAGUACAGGUCUUUUGCAAACCUUACAAAUAUUGUUCAAGUUCAAAAUUAUGGUGAAAUACAUGCUGGUUAAUUUUUUAACACAAGUAGUUUGUGGCAUGAGCCAAAUUUGUAUUGCACGAUAAAAAAAUUCCAUUGAUUGCUUACUUGAGGUAGAAGGAACACCACAAUAUCCCUGUCCCAAGCAAAAUGACACGAACUUGCUACUAAGGGAGAUCACCUAUCCAUUCCUUUAUAUUCAAGAAAUAUCUGAAAUUUGGAAGUUACACUUUUUGUAUAUUAUAAAAUGCAUGCAAAAUAUUUGCAAGUUGUUUCAUGUAGCUAUUGUUCAUGAUCUAUAAUUAGGUAUAUAAAAAGCUUUUCCCCAUUCACAAACUGUAGCACUGCUAGGAAUAGAUAUCCAAGGCUACACUCCCAACUGUUUUUAUGUUAAAAGUCCCCAACCUCAAAACAGAAAAAUAAUAAAUAAAAAAAAAACUCAAGUGAUAAAUAGAUGCAACAAUAACAAAAAUUAAAAAAAAUGGUUCCAGAUCUGCUCAUGUCAUUCCCAUCAUGCACUGAAGUUCUCAAAAUUUGUCAAGUUCUAAUAUUAUAUUGAGGUUCCAGUUUCAUUCAAACACUAGAUUAAUUUCACAUUACUUGGUAAGAGCACAUUUUGUAUUGAUAUGACAGAGAGAGAGAGAGAGAGAGAGAGAGAGCACAGGUUUCAGAGCUCAUCAUUAUAGAAUUUUGUAAGAACACAGUAUGUAACAUCCUCUAUUUUUUAAAAAACCUAACUCGAACUAUACAAUUAUCAGAUGAAAAUAUGAAUAUUUAUGGGCUGGGAUAAACCAACAAAAUCUCAAAACUAGCAGUUCUUUGACUCAUGAGAUGCUCACAAACUUGAACACACUCGCACUCAAAGCAUAUUAACAUAUUCCUGCAAACUUCUUGCGAGUAACUUGUGUUGAUGUAGGAUAUUUGUAAGAUCUCACACUACUACAGAAAACUGAUCCAGAUCCCAAUAAUCAUAUACCUCCUGUUGAUGAACCAAGGCUGUGCCUUUUAAAGCAUAAGCACUGAAACACCACAACAAUUUUUCUCCUCUCCUCCCUAAACAUUCUUGGAUCAACAGUCUGGACUUUAUUUGACAUCACUACUGACCUGUAUUUCUCUCUUAGAGGCUUCAGUUAGUUUUACAUGUGAAAAAUAACCUAAUACACAAAAUUCCAGGAUCACUACCAAAUUGUAUGAUUAAUAUCAUCUGUAUCACAUUUGAUAUUAGGACUGCCAUCACACUUCUCAAUGGCAUUUGACCCCUCUGCACAAUAUACUUAAAUUUAGCGAGCAAACUUUUUGAGGCUAAAAAUUAUUUGUAAAUAAAGAAGCUGUCAAUCUCAGGCAGCAAAGCUACCAUGUCAACUGCAUCAGGGCUGGUAAAAUGUAAUACUAAAGGAAAUUUGAAAUCAAAUCUAGCACCAGUUAAUGACUACUUAAUCUCCUAUCAGACACUAAUUCCUACGCUUUUUUUAAUAUUUGGGUUUACUUUUGAAUUACAAGCACUGCAUCUACUAGAAGGCUGAUGAGUUUAGUUGAGAAGUACACUACACUGCCACUGUUGACCACUGCUGCUUCCAUUGCUCAAGACAAACAGCUUCUUUAUUCUUUAAAGCUUGCAAAAAGAAAUUGCCACUGCAGUAGGAAAAGAAAUCUACAUCUGAUGAAACUUAUGUCAUUGAAAAGUAGGUUGGCAAUCUUGAUAACAAACCUUAACUUUCACCUGUGGCUAAGCAGCCACAGGUAGAAAUGUGAUAUAACUGUAAUGAUAAUAAUUAUUAUAUAAUAGUAAAAUGUGUCAAAAGCCACCAAAUUUCAGUCUGGUGCUGGAAUAACCAAACUUAAUGUUGUAGGAAAUGUUUACUUAUGGUCAUCGCUGGUAGCUUUAAGAACAUGUGCGUGUGUGUGUGUGUGUGUGUGUGUGUGUGUGUGUGUGUGUGUGUGUGAGGUAAUGAUUUGAGAGCAGUGAUGUCAAGGCAUCAGUCCUCCACCAUACAAUGAAGGAAGGUCAGAGUUCAGGCAUGAUCAUUUUGGGGCAGCAGCCAUAAAAGGCUUAUCAGGCACCUUCCAAAAUAAUACUAGUAAUUAACAUUAGUAAUAAUCAAUAUGAUAAUAGUACAUCAGCAUCUUGCUGUGACAUCAAUACUUUUCUUAGAUCAUGACAAAAUGGAAUUUUCCCAAUUUGUAAGUAUAAAAUUUAAUUUAAGUUGGUUCUUGCUUAGGUCUAAAGAACAUUUAAAAACAUACAGUACAAAGAUUUACUGUAGUGUGUAUGAAGUGAUGUUGGUUGCCCUACAUUUCUUUGCAACCUUAACUUUGACCUAACCUAACUGGCAACCCAGAUUAUUCAUAUUUGUCAGUUUAUCUGUCUGUUGUCUGUCUUUCAAAUCUUAACUAACAUUUAUCGAAGAUUUAAUGAAGGUGUAGAUGAUGGGUGGAAUGGUUUAUUGAAGGUAAAGGAUUUGAGUGGUACUGAAGAAGAAUUUGAAUAAGUUGUUUGAAGAGAACAUUGAAGUUGUGAUAAAGUAAGAUGUAAGUUUUAGAAUGAGGAUUUUAAGUAAUGAGGCCUGAAUUUUUAUGAAGCAUUGUAACAGGAGCUGAGCAAGGAAAGGUUUGAAGAUGAUGUGAGAUUAACAUGUAUUUCGACAAGGAUGACAUGUUGGGGUGAAGUUGACGGCAAAGGUCUGGGUGUUUUCCUUAAGCCAGAUUAUAUAGCAUUUCAAGUAGAUCCACCAUAUAUAUAUAUAUAUAUAUAUAUAUAUAUAUAUAUAUAUAUAUAUAUAUAUAUAUAUAUAUAUAUAUAUAUAUAUAUAUAUAUAUAUAUAUAUAUAUAUAUAUAUAUAUUGCAAAACUCACAAGCAUAAUAAGUUUGCUCUAAACUAUUUCUGAGCAUGUGUCACAAAAUAAUUUCCCAUGACCAAACCUUUACUUCACUUCAGCUGUCCAGUAGGCAGGAGGCAACUCAUUAUUAUUACAGUAAUGGGUUUGGCCAUAGAAACCAGAUUUGAAUGCAUAAGUUAUAGAAUUAAGAGUAUUGGUUUCUUUAUGGGAAUGUUGACAGCCGCUUGAUGCUGUUUUCUGUUAAUUAAAUGAGGCAGCAUUAGACAGGUGAGGUGGCUGGUCCCUUCCUGCACCUGCUCCAUUAAAACAAUUAAUCAA